UUUCAUGUGUCUUGCAGGGUGCGCGCCAACAUUCAGGCUGUGAGCUGGAGGGAGAGGUUUGAGUUUGUGUGGAUGGUUUAUUACUCACAGGUGCUCUCUCAGUUUGGCUCUAGUUUUCUAGUUUGUUUCACACUUUUCCAAAAUGGAACACCCCACUUUUGGGGAACCCCACCACCAGAAUGCGCGGACGAUCUUAUAGUAGAGCUGAACCCAAACGUUUUCCCUUUGUCACCUGUGAACUUUGACCCUACCAUGAACUACACCCUCAACACCACCUCUCUGUUGACCGCACCACUGCAGCAAGGGUCGGCCCCGGCAGGAAGUGGCGGCAGCGGAACAGGAAGUGGAGGAGGGGGAGGAGGAGGAAGUGGGAGCGGCUCGUGGGUGACGUCCUUCCUGGGCGCCACCCUGCUGGUCAUGUGCGCCCUGGGCGUGGCGGGCAACGUGUACACGCUGGUGGUGACGCGCUCGGCCGCGCUGCGUCGCACGGGCUCCAUGUACGUGUACAUCGUCAACCUGGCGCUCGCCGACCUCCUCUACCUCUCCACCAUCCCCUUUGUCGUCUGCACCUACUUUGCGCACGACUGGCUGUUCGGCGAGGCAGGCUGCCGGGUCCUGCUCAGCCUGGACCUCCUCACCAUGCACGCCAGCGUGUUCGUGCUGGUCGCCAUGAGCCUGGAGCGCUACCGCGCCGUGGCCAAGCCCUUCCGGGCCCGCCUCUCCUCGUCGCGGGGACGCAAGCUGGCAGCGGGCAUCAUCUGGGCGGGCUCCUUCAUCCUCACCCUGCCCAUGAUGGUGAUGAUCCGACUGAGGGAGGGGAAGCCCAAUCCGGUUACCGGCGCCGUCAAACGGAUCUGUUUCCCCACCUGGACCCAAGAGGCCUUCAAGGCGUACCUGACGGUGCUGUUCCUCACCAGCGUGCUGGUCCCCGGGCUGGUCAUCGUGGGGCUGUACGCCGGCCUGGCCCGGAGGUACUGGGUGGCCCAGGCCAGCCUAGGGGGCAGCGUGCGCUCCGCCCGGAGGCGGGGCUUGAAGCAGAAGGUGGUGUCCAUGAUCUUCAGCAUCGUGGUGGCGUACUGGGCCUGCUUCCUUCCCUUCUGGGGCUGGCAGCUGGCCAAGCUCUUCUCUCCGGAGUCGCUGAGGACACUGUCGCCCGCCACGCACAGCUACGUCAACUUCUUCGUCACGUGUCUGACGUACGGGAACAGCUGCAUCAACCCUCUGCUCUACACGCUCCUCACCAGGAACUACAAGGACUACCUGGCCCAGAAAGGUCAAGGGUCGACGGGGUCCAGUAGGGUCGACCCGGGGUCGGCCGGGGCCGCGCCCCUGCAGGACAUGUAAGGCGAGGUGGAGAAUGCGUCUGAUUGGACGGUGUUGGACUAUUGUGGUUGCUAUGAGAUGUUUUUUUGUAUAUCAGCUUUGUGAAAACAAACCGGUAUAGUCAUAUUGGAGUUAGUUGUAGAUGUGUACAUAUCGAGUUACAUGUACCUGCACAUAACCAAGCAUUUUUUUAACUAUUGGUUGUUGUUCGGGUUUUUAAACAUCUUUUAUGGAACACGGUUAUCACUUGAGAAAACACGUGUGUUCUGGUUUUCUUUUGAUGAAAUAUGUUUCUAGUGGAUGUUUCUGGAAUGACAAUGGGCACAGCAAGAGGUCACAAGCAUCCAUGUGUCUUCUGUAGCGUAACGGAUCUCUCAAACUUCCAAUGUACCUUCUGCAUUUAUAUUCUUGAAUAUCCUGGACUUUCUUUAUGAAAUACCAAGAAUGUGUUGAGAUCUUGUGAUUGUCGGCAGGUGAUAUUGUACCAAAGCUUUUUAUCAUCUGUGUAACAAUGGGGAAUGUUGACUGUGGUACAAAUAGGUACUGAAUAAUCCAAUGUAAUUACUUGAAUGCUUGCCAUAAUGCAUGUAAACUUAAUGAUAUGCCUUUAUCUG
Molecule: messenger RNA, 1937 nt
Organism: Osmerus eperlanus (European smelt)
Lineage: Eukaryota; Metazoa; Chordata; Actinopteri; Osmeriformes; Osmeridae
Gene: uts2r4
Product: urotensin-2 receptor 4
Exons: 1
Coding region: 73-1344 (423 amino acids)
Biological process (GO): blood vessel diameter maintenance; regulation of blood pressure; neuropeptide signaling pathway
Cellular component (GO): plasma membrane
Molecular function (GO): urotensin II receptor activity
Source: RefSeq, a predicted model, not a curated record